Molecule: messenger RNA, 3970 nt
Organism: Trachymyrmex septentrionalis
Lineage: Eukaryota; Metazoa; Arthropoda; Insecta; Hymenoptera; Formicidae
Gene: Gbs-76A
Product: glycogen-binding subunit 76A
Exons: 2
Coding region: 1021-3531 (836 amino acids)
Biological process (GO): regulation of glycogen biosynthetic process
Cellular component (GO): protein phosphatase type 1 complex
Molecular function (GO): protein phosphatase 1 binding; glycogen binding
Source: RefSeq, a predicted model, not a curated record
CACACGUCUGUUCGGCGAGAUCUGUCGAUGCCUGACGAAGUACGAACGGUUAUCAGUCGCCUUACGAGCGGUUGCUAUGCGAUAUGGUAGGGGUUCCCAGAGUCACCUACUAGCUCUCGACCAGUCAGAAGUCAGUGUACGUAAGAGCCGGCCGGUCGUGCCGGCUCCUCUUCUUGUGUCUGUUUUCACGCAUACGUUUCUUCUCAACUCCUCCACGGCACCUUCGCAACUUUGUUGCUCUGAAUUUAAAAGAGGGCCUGAUCUCGCGAGAGAGAUCCACUGCGGGGAAGAAGAAAAAAAGAAAUAAAAAUCUUCGUAAAGUACAGUAAACGUUCUCCAAAUCGAACAUCGAUAUCCGAAUCCUCGAUUCGGAAUGACUCGUGCUGCAAAAACUCGUGACAUUUUCGCAACGAAACAGUUUUCGAGAAACCAUCGGAAAGGUUUCUCGGUAUCGUUGAGGAAUGGCUUUUUCGAGCUUUAUGAUAGCGAUACAUUCGAUUUAAAUUCCGUGUUGCUAUCGAUAUUGGUACCGGCAUCGAUUGCCGGCGCGGAAAGUCCGAAGAAAAACAAACGCAUGAAGCAGACAGUUUUAAGAUAACUCUCUUAAAACUAAACGCACGGGCGAAAAAUGUGCGAGAGCAUAUGGCUUACUGAAUCGUAUUGUAUUGUGCAUUGGCUUUGUUCAUGUGGGGUCGUCAUCAGCGAAACGUUAUGAUAUGUACUUUUGUCCAAUAUGUGGAUAUUGUAAACUCGCGUGCAAAUCAAGACACAGAAGUAAAUCUGAUUUUUCAGAAUAAAUCUUACCGCUCGAUCGCAUCGAUCUAAAUAAUGUUGUUCGAUGUUUAAUGGAUCACAAGUAUACUGGAUAGUCCUUGGAACUCUACGAUUAUCGAUGAUAUUAUCGAUCGGCACGGAGUCACUGGAAUUAUUAAGUUCCACCGCGGUACAUGCAAAUUUUUUAGAUGAGAAAGAUUCGAUCAAUAGACGAUAUUCGAAUCGGUUUUGCGAAGGAAAGUGAUCAUGACGCAAGACGGAAUCCAAGAUGAGUCGAAGACAUCUACGGAACAGACCAAAUCAAUGAACGGUAAUUCAGCCAGCGUGCCGGCAGGCCGAGACAACGACUCGACCUCGCCUUUGGAAGGCAGGCACGCCGAAGAAACAGCCAGCUCCACUGUCCUCAAAAUGGGCAGCAUGGACUCAGCAGGCAACGCUCGUGGUCCUUCCUGUGGUUUAGUCAGCUCUCUUCUUCCUAGUAACUGUCGAGGUAGUGCGGAGGCGUUCGCCCGGUGUCUUCAUCAACGAUUGAAAUCAUUGGGUAACGAGAAUGGUUCACCUGAACAAACCGCGGAUGCCGCCAAACCGUGCGAAACCUCUUGGCUGCAUCCGUCAUCGAGCAGUCGGCACGUAAUUGCCAAUAAUCAACAUCCAACAUCCAGCAUCCUUCAACAUCAGCCGCGUCAUAGUCCGGAAUCGGAUCUCUUUUACGACAUUGAAGUGGAAGAGGCGGAAGUGGAUGGACCGGGAUCACCUCCCGAAGAAGCGACUGCCGCCGAAUUGGCGCAUAUGUUGGUCAACCCGGAGAUCCUGAAGGCGAAUCAUCACGACGCCUGUCAUUGCUCGCCUAGCGGAACCAAAAUGACGUCCGCUAUCACAAGUGUCCGUCAAGAUCCUGAGUCCUGCGUGUUUGCAUCCCCGAUAACUGGUACACCACCCGAUAGUGAUUCCUCGGAGAUGUUUUUCGAUCCAGAAUCCUCCGAUGCUGACAAAUCGAGAGCAGAAGUCUAUUUUGAUCCUAUUAGUACUUCAGACAGUGAGGUCAUGAAUCUCUCUAACACUUCCGUUCCCGCGAGGAGCAAGCUCGCAUUGAACGGACGCAAGCGGGCGAAUAUGAAUCUGGAACGCUGCGACGACACAACAUCUGAAUCGAGUUGCUCCUCGAGAAGAAAUCCUACGUCUUGCGAAAAUCGGCAAGAGGGACUAAUUUGCAGCUCGGAAGACUCACUGAACGGUAGAAGCUCUCAAGAGACGACAUCGCCCAGCCAUGAGUCUUUAUGGAGCACGUUCGACGACAGUACUGUAUCGCUACAGGAUGAGAGUCCACUCAGAACUAUUCAGGAUUCUGUUAUUCCUCGUAUCUGUUUGCCUAAAUCACAUUCUGACUCUGAAUUACCGAAUAAUGGUAUCGGCACAGUAGUAUUUAACAAACUCGAUAGACGGAACGAGGAGGAGGAAGAGAACAUGGAUGAGCAUGAGAUUGAUGAAAUUGACGUUAUCAAUGGUAUAUCACAGAAUGUGACGUGCAAUGUCAGAAAUGGUAGUCUUUUUACGACGCAAGAUAUCGAGAAUGAUAGAGAUCUAACAAAAGAUGAUUCUUUUAAUGGUGCUGAAGAUUUAAUUAACAUAAUUGAGGAUAAGAACAAGGAAAAAUUGGAUUCUGAAACAAUCUCGUUAAAGAACUCGUCACAGUUAAAAGUAGAAGAAGUUGCCAGUGAUACUGACACUGAUCAUUCAUCUUAUAGUAGUACCAUUGAUAUUUCUGAUGAGUUUACGUUGGAAUGUUCGAACGAUGCAACAGUGAUUGAGGAGAUCUCGAGGAACGAGAUGAAGUUAAAAAUCGAGAAAGACAUCGCGCUAAACGACAGCGACGAAGAGAAGCUGUGCCUGUUACUGAAGAAACUUGGCAACAGUUCUACCGCGAAGGAGGAGGAUUCAUCGCCGGAACAAGAAACCCAAAGCGAGACGGUGGAAGAAGAGGAAGAUAGACCACAACGAGUCCGAAGGUGUUCCUCACUGAAGACAGGAAAAACGCCACCGGGCACGCCGCAUAGAAAGAAGAUUGUCAGAUUCGCGGACAAGCUUGGUCUUGAUUUGGCCGAUGUGAGAACGUUCCUGGACGAGAUACCGAAGAUACCCAAUUCCGCGUAUAGCGACCUGAUCUACGAUGACAUCUUUCGACCGCAGGACAGCAAUUCGGAUAACACGACGUCCAUUAGCGAUGACUGGUGUGACCGUUAUCAGAAUGAUGGCAGGCGCAGAUCUACGUCAGUGAUACCCAGAAAGAUCGAUCGAAUGCUAGUACCGCUUUUUCAACAGCCAGGCGGUAUGCCGAACUUUCUCGAUAUGGUGCGCGAGCGUCGGGUUUGUUUGGAAAAUGCGGUGGUACAGGAUCCGGUGACCCUCGCGAUCCAGGGCACAGUGCGCGUAAUCAAUCUCGAUUUCCAUAAAUCUGUACAUGUGCGAUACACCCUCAACUCGUGGCGGAACUUCAGCGACCUGCAGGCAACCUAUGUGCCUAACUCGUGUGACGGCUUCAGCGACAAAUUUUCCUUUAUCCUAUAUUGUCACACGUUACCGGUUGGUCAGAGACUCGAGUUUGCAGUCCGAUUCCAAUGCAAGGGUGCACAACAUUGGGAUAACAACGCUGGUGCCAAUUACUGCUUCCAGUGUCUGCCAGCUUCGUCAACAACCGGAUAUAUACCGAUCACCAUUGAUGAAUGUCGGCGCGGAAGCUGGUCGCCAAUGUUCUAUUGAUGGACCGUGCGUUUGUCCAGUUCAGUGACAUGACGGUUUGGCUCCGGGAAGCAGACUGAAGAGGCUGUUGAAAAGGCUGACAGUGCGGACUCGCAGUACUCGACUUGGUUUUUAUACAUUCUUCUUAAAUAAGUGCUUUGUAAUGAAAUAUGUAAAAUGGAACGUUCUGAAUCCAUUACUGUUGUCUACUGCUUCAGAGAGCUCUCGGAGAGUUUUUUCGGAAUAUUGAUGAUCUUUGUAAAAAUAUCAGAUAUCAAACAUUGUUGAAAUGAUACUCUUUAGAAAGGAAAGAUUGUAGUGUAAUAGCAAUUCUUUUUUUUUUAACAGACAACUGUAGAAAUAGUUAAACGAGUGAAAAACAUUUGAUUAUGGAUUAUGGGAACAACGAUGGGAGCAAUAAUGCUACGAUGAAUUGUUUUUUUUUCUAAUGAACGGAUGU